Notolabrus celidotus (New Zealand spotty) is the source of this 1218-nucleotide messenger RNA. It is a transcript of the gene p2ry2.1, whose product is annotated as purinergic receptor P2Y2, tandem duplicate 1. NCBI's taxonomy places the organism in Eukaryota, Metazoa, Chordata, Actinopteri, Labriformes, Labridae. Gene Ontology annotation, molecular function: A1 adenosine receptor binding; G protein-coupled UTP receptor activity. The record is from RefSeq and is a predicted model, not a curated record. Bases 1 to 1041 code for a protein of 346 amino acids. Gene Ontology annotation, biological process: G protein-coupled receptor signaling pathway. Gene Ontology annotation, cellular component: plasma membrane. The transcript is spliced from 4 exons.
AUGGCCACCUUGGACAACACUACAACUAGCCCGGGCAACUACAGUGCAUUCUACUGCAAAUUUCAAGAGGAUUUUAAAUACAUUCUCCUUCCAGUCAGCUAUGCCCUGGUCUUUGUGGUCGGUCUGGCCCUGAAUGCAACAGCCUUGUUCGUGAUUGUGUUUCGCACUAAGCGGUGGAAGCCCUCCACCAUCUACAUGUUCAACUUGACAAUGUGUGACACUCUCUACAUCUUCACCUUGCCCUUCCUCAUCUAUUACUACGCAGAUGAGAAUGACUGGCCUUUCAGUGAACCAUUCUGCAAACUCAUACGCUUCCUGUUUUAUGCCAACUUAUACGGCUCCAUUCUGUUUCUGUGCUGUAUCAGUCUACAUCGCUUCAUCGGCAUCUGCUACCCAGUCCGAUCCCUAAACUGGGUCAGCGCCCGUCGAGCCAGACUGGUGUCUGUGGCAGUGUGGGCCAUUGUUUUGUUCUGCCAGGCGCCUAUUCUCUACUUCUCAAGAAUCAGGGAUAAGGGAACUGUGCGUGUCUGCUACGACACCACGAGCCCCGAGCUUUUUGAUGACUUCCUGGUGUACAGCUCCAUCGUGUCAGUUCUGAUGUUUGCCCUUCCCUUCAUGGUGGUGAUGGUGUGCUAUGGCCUCAUGAUGAGGAAGCUUCUGGAGCCUAGCUGGGGGUCUGAAGGACCCGAUGGUGAGAGAGGAGGCCUGUCGGCUCAACGCUCCAAGCAGAAGUCGGUGAAGAUGAUCAUCAUUGUGCUUGCAGCGUUCAUGCUCUGCUUCCUCCCUUUCCACCUCACCAGGAGCCUUUACUACUCCUUCAGAUACCUGAGGCAGAUCAAUCCAGCACAGAUCAGCUGCACUUUACUGGAGGCCUCCAGUGUGGCCUAUAAGGUAACCCGACCUUUUGCCAGCGCCAACAGCUGUCUGGACCCCAUUCUUUACUUCCUGGCUGGGCAGGACGCUCGCAGUAACCUCACCAAGAAAGCCAAAACGUCUUCUUCAAGAGCAAGUGUGAGCCGACGCUUGACUACAAAACUCUGAUCCAAUACCUGAAACCACCUGGGUAAAACUUCAAUACAUUGUGGGGACAAGUACUGAACUUUUUUUCUAGUUUUCUUCUGGCAGUUUCCACCCGACACUUGCUUUAAGGGUAUCGUCUUUCAACCUACAAUGUCAGCCAACUGUCAAUUCAGCAAGUACUGGAUCACAAAGAAGCAA